GUUUUUUGUGUAAAUCGCAAGUUAGUGCAGUGAAAUAAAGAUUAGACUCGAUAGUCUAGAAUCUAGAUCUACUAUUACUAGAUCUAGAUAAAGAAUCUAUUUCUAGAUAGAUAGUAUAGAUUUCUCUAGAUCUAGAGCUCAUAAAAGAUUUUAUUUUUAGAUUGUCUAGAAUCUAGAAUAAUCUAGAUUGAAGUUUGAAGAUUCAGUUUAAACUAAACGUGGUCGUGAUCAGGAUCAUGAUCAGGAGGAUGCUUUUAGUUUGUAAACUUAAUUUUAUCAUCAGGACAAUCAGGUCAUCUAUCAAAAUAGGUAUCAAUAACUGAAGCUUCAACUUGAACCUGUAAGUUGUAAGACUGAAAGUGAAAGUGUAACUUUAGUUCUGUUUGUGGUGACACAGCACAUACCCUAGACACAAAACAAGCCACACAUAGACGGUCAACACUUUGAUACAAUAAUUCACAGGCUUAAAGGCUCAUUUUUACAGUGAAACACUAAAACAAAAGCCUCCCAGCUUAAUCUCUGUUCACCAUGGCAGAAAAUACUGGUUUCGUAAUUAGUGACACUGAAAAAUUACUUAAAGCUAGGGAAUACAAAGAUAGAGGCAAUGAAGACUACAAGAAAGGAAACUUUCGCAAAGCAGCUGGGAGCUACCAUAGAGCUUUACUAUACCUAAAAGGACUGAGCUCAAAUUGUCCAGAUUUACUGUCCAGUUUGAGCGGACUUCCAAAAAAUAAGGGCAAGUCCCCAAUGACACAGGACUUGAUGGAUGAUGCAAGAUCAUUAACUUGUGAUUGUCACAAUAACUUAGCUGCAUGCAUGUUAAAAGCUUCAGCACCCAAAUAUGAAAGAAUUAUUGAACACUGUAAUUUUGCAUUAGAUGCUUCACCCAACAAUAUUAAAGCUCUCUAUAGGAAAGGUACAUCACUGUAUGCCAUAGGAGAUUACGAUGGAGCUCUUUCGGCAUUUCAAAUGGCAAAACCUGAUGCUAAUAUUAGGAAGUACAUGGAUUUGUGUAAAGUGGAACUCAAAAAGCAAGACAGAGCCAUGGCAGACAAUUUUCGAGGAAUGUUUGACAUUCUUUGAUACACUUACCUUAGCAGAUGUAUUAUUUUGACAGUUCAUUAACAAAGCUCAAGGAUAUGUAAUCCAGUUUAAGUUUACUAUUUCUUUACAAACAUUAUAAAUAUUCAAGAUAGACUUAAGCAAGUAUAUUCUCCUGGACUUUAUUAAUGAUAACCCAAUGUCUGAUAUGCAAACAAUACUAAGUGAAAAAAACAACAACAUAUAAAUCGUAGGAAAGGCAUAUUUUGUAAUGCAGGAUAUUCAACAAGGAUUACAUGUUGAACUUAUUUUGUGUAUCAUCUUACUGUGUACUCUAAAUUUCACUUUUGCUUAAAUUUAUUUUUUAUAUCAUUUAUCCACACUUUAUAAAUGUGUCUGUAUAAAAGCCAUAAUAAAUAAAGUAUUUUGCCAUCAGUGUGAUCCUACA
Molecule: messenger RNA, 1489 nt
Organism: Biomphalaria glabrata
Lineage: Eukaryota; Metazoa; Mollusca; Gastropoda; Planorbidae
Product: tetratricopeptide repeat protein 9C-like
Exons: 5
Coding region: 529-1083 (184 amino acids)
Molecular function (GO): protein binding
Source: RefSeq, a predicted model, not a curated record